AUGUGCUUGCUGUUGUACAACAUUGUCCAGUCCUACCCGCCCCUCCCAGGUACAAAAGCACAAAAGAAGAAUUAUAACAAUUCCAGCUUUAGGUAUACUUCUGAACACAAAUUUCCCCCAAAUUCAAUUGAUCAUAUAACCCUAACUCAGAUUUUAUUGAGAAAAGAUUGGCAUUUGUUGCUAAACCAUGAAUUAAAGGCUGGGAGGGUGGUUCUAACCCCACAAUCUGUGGUUAGUAUUUUGCACAAUCAUGAAAACUUGUUAAUUUCAAUUAGGUUUUAUAUUUGGGUUUUGAAUAUUAAUCCAUUAUUCCAAAAGAAUCAGCAAAUUCGCGGUGUUUUGGGUAAUAAUCUAUAUAGAAAAGGUCCGGUUUUGUUGAAUGCUGAGUUAGUUGAGGAUAUUAGGAGUUCUGGGUAUCAGAUUACUGAGGAUUUUAUAUGUAUUUUGAUUGGAAGUUGGGGUAGAUUAGGUUUAGCUAAGUAUUGUGUUGAGAUUUUUGGACAAAUUUCAUUUUUGGGUCUUAGUCCUACUACUAGGUUAUAUAAUGCUGUACUUGAUGCUUUGAUAAAGUCGAAUUCGCUUGACUUGGCGUAUUUAAAGUUCCAGCAGAUGUGUGCUGAUUAUUGUAAACCGGAUAGGUUCACCUAUAAUAUCCUUAUUCAUGGGGUUUGCAAGGCCGGAGUUGUCGAUGAAGCUCUUCGGUUGGUUAAGCAGAUGUCGAGUUUAGGUUAUGCACCUAAUGUGUUUACAUAUACCAUACUAAUUGAUGGAUACUGUAAUGCUAAUAGGGUAAAUGAUGCCUUAAGGGUUUUGGAGACAAUGAGGGUUAAGAAAGUGGCUCCUAGUGAUGCUACAUAUAGGUCACUGGUGCAUGGAGUGUUCCGUUGUCUUGGGAAAAAUGAGGCAUUUAAACUGUUAUCUGGAUUUGUUGAGCGAGAAUCAAUUUUGCCUAAAGCACUUUGCGAUACUAUAUUGCUCUGCCUCUCGAAUGACUCUAUGGCCAGAGAGGCAGCUUCAUUUUUGAGAAAAUGCAGGGAAAGAGGCUAUCUGCUUGAUACUUCUGUUUUUAACAUCACAAUGAAUUGUUUAAUAAAGAAACUGAAUGUUGAGGAGACUUGUGAAAUAGUGGAUAGCUAUAUAGAAUUAGGUUUAAAUCUAUCGUUUCAAAGUUAUCUUACCCUAAUUGAAACUUUGUUCAAAGGGGGAAAAGAGAGAGAAGGAAGUCAGUAUUUGAUGCAGAUGUUUCAAGCUGGAUUACUAUCAAAUGUGAACUCGUACAAUAUGGUAAUAGAUUGCUUGCUGAAAGCUAGGAUGGCUGAAGAGGCACUAGAUAUGUUCUUAGGGAUGCAACAAGGAGGCAUUACACCAAACCUUACUACUUUCAAUACAUUAAUUGAUGGGUGUUUUAAAACUGGGAAAAUAGACAGGGCUUGUGAAUUCUUGGUGACGCUCUUACAGCAUGGUUUUAAACCAGAUAUAUUCACUUUUAGUACAGUAAUUGAUGGUCUCUGUCGGGUGAACAAGAUUAAAGAUGCAUUUGAUUGUUUUGCGGAAAUGAAGGAGUGGGGUGUUAAUCCUAAUUCAGUGACAUACAACAUAUUGAUUCGCUCUUUGUGCAUUGUUGGGGAUAUUUCUCGUUCCAUUGCAUUGUUUAAAAAGAUGCAAGCUGAUGGAAUAAGCCCAGAUGCUUAUUCAUUCAAUGCUUUGAUUCAAAGCUUUUGCAAAAUGAAUAGGAUUGAAAAGGCAAAACAUUUGUUUGUCUCCAUGCUUGCCUCGGGGCUGGCUCCAGACAGUGUCACUUAUGGUGCGCUAAUUAAAUCAAUGUGUGAUACUGGUAAAUCUCACGAGGUGAUGGAUAUUUUAAUGUCAAUGGAAGCUAAUGGAUGUGUUCUGGAUUCAUGUACCUGUAAUUUACUUGUCGAUACCCUUGUAAAAUUGGGUCAGUUCAAAGAAGCCCAGGAAGUUGUCAGUAAAUGCAACCAGUGGGGUGUAUCAGUGAAGUCUGUCUCAAUUUUGUGAGCCUUGAUUUCAAGUCCUGUUCUGGGCCUUCUGGCAUUUGAGCUGCCCCGAAGGAGGUUUAGUCCCAAAGCAUAUGCUGUGUGUUCCCAUUUACUGCUGACUUGGCUGCAUCAGA
This is a messenger RNA of Chenopodium quinoa (quinoa), 2134 nucleotides long. RefSeq names its product putative pentatricopeptide repeat-containing protein At3g16890, mitochondrial. Gene Ontology annotation, molecular function: protein binding. Lineage: Eukaryota; Viridiplantae; Streptophyta; Magnoliopsida; Caryophyllales; Amaranthaceae. The transcript is spliced from 2 exons. The record is from RefSeq and is a predicted model, not a curated record. The coding region runs from base 1 to 2019 and encodes 672 amino acids.